Molecule: messenger RNA, 3561 nt
Organism: Ictalurus furcatus (blue catfish)
Lineage: Eukaryota; Metazoa; Chordata; Actinopteri; Siluriformes; Ictaluridae
Gene: grin3ba
Product: glutamate receptor, ionotropic, N-methyl-D-aspartate 3Ba
Exons: 9
Coding region: 1-3516 (1171 amino acids)
Biological process (GO): ionotropic glutamate receptor signaling pathway; modulation of chemical synaptic transmission; synaptic transmission, glutamatergic
Cellular component (GO): postsynaptic membrane; plasma membrane
Molecular function (GO): NMDA glutamate receptor activity; transmitter-gated monoatomic ion channel activity involved in regulation of postsynaptic membrane potential
Source: RefSeq, a predicted model, not a curated record
AUGAGUGUGAUGCUCUGCAGGCUCGUGGCGUAUCUCUCCGUCUCUCUGCACGCGCUCAUCUCCCCGUGCCAGCUCCAUCCUCAGCCCUGUGGCAUCCUCGCGCAGAUCGGACACACCAUCCGCCUCGGCGCCGUCCUGCCCUCCCAUCAGCCCUCGCGCGUCCGAGCCGCCCUGAACCGCGCGCUCAUUCACGCCAGAAACUGGCCCCACGCGCCGCUCUUACCCUACAACCUGAGCCUGGAGGUGGUGUGGGCGCGAGCGGCGCACGCGGACCCAGAGUCGGUGUUCAGGUGCGUGUGUCAGGACGUGGUGGUGCGCGGGGUCUCAGCCGUGCUCGCGUUCCCGCAGAGCCAGCACGAGCUCGUGCAGGUGGAGUUCAUUUCCGCUUUUCUGGAGAUCCCGUUUAUCAGCAUCAUCGAGGAAGGUGAAGCGCUUCAGACGCAGAACCGGUUCCACCUGCAGAUGCUGACUCAUGUCCCUGCAUCCGGAUUGGCUGAGCUGCUUCUGUCGGUUCUGGUGCGAGCGGGGUGGCAGGGCGGGGCGGCGGUGAUGUGCCCAGGAGGGGGCGACACCGGGGUGUUGGAACACCUCCACCAGCAGGGGCGGGCCGGGCUCAACGGCUCACGCUGGCAUCUGUGGGAAACCCUCGACCUCUCCAGCCACUGGGCGUCUUGGUCAAGCGAGGAGGAAGCUAAUAAUAACAACAACAACCAAUUUAUUUUACAUAAAACGCCUGAGGACGUGUCACAGGAAGUUACUGAUAAGGAACAGGAAAUGAGCGAGCUCCUCUCACAGCUCAUGAACCGAACCCCGUCUGCUCUGCAUUCCAGCGUGGUCGUGUUCGGGUCAGACCCGGAGUGUGUGAGCUUGGUUUUGCGUGGAGCGACGCGACUCGGACACACACUCUGGGUUCUAGGACUGCCCCUGAACCCGGACGCUUUAAGUGCCCUUGGGUCUCCAAAAGGCCUGCUGGCAUACGGACAGACGGAGCGCCGGCCGCUCAGCUCCUACAUCGGCGACGCGCUGCAGCUGGUGGGUCGAGCCGUGUCUGACGCCAGCGUGGUGCGACCCGACCUGGCGCUCAUCCAGAACAUGGUCAACUGCUUCGACAAGCCCAAUAAACACGAGCUGCUGUCAUCCGGACACUACCUGUCCAGAUUCCUCUCCAACAUGUCGUUCGAGGGCCUGACAGGUCAUGUCACUGUGCAUCCCUCCAUCUCUAUCGUUUCCACCACACACGGGUUCCACGUUUGGAGCCUUCAGAGGGACGCUCUAGGUCAGCCAAGCUGGGCCACGGUGGCUGAAUGGCAUUCUGGACACUUGGAGAUGGAUAAGAAGAGUAUUUGGCCGGAUUUAAUGAAACAUGAGCUGGAUCAGGAGACGACCGUCAAGCCCGGCAGACGCUGGCAUCACGGAUUUCCUGUUUCUGGGCACAGACUCCGUGUUGUGACUUUAGUGGAGCAUCCGUUUGUUUUUACCCGCAAGGCUGAUGAAGAUGGCCGAUGCCCAGCCGGACAGCUUUGUCUGGACCCUCGAACCAACAACUCAGACAUCCUGAAUCGUCUUUUCACAGAUCUGGAGCAGAAAAACAGCAGCUCGUUACCAGGUGACAUGAUCAAAUGCUGCUACGGAUACUGCGUCGACCUGCUGGAGAAGCUCGCUGAGGAUAUGGGGUUUGAUUUUGAACUGUACAUCGUAGGCGACGGAAAGUACGGCGCGUGGAAAAACGGGCAGUGGACGGGGCUGGUGGGAGACUUGCUGAGCGGCGCGGCCGACAUGGCCGUCACGAGCUUCAGCAUCAAUUCAGCGCGGAGUAAAGUGAUGGACUUCACCAGCCCGUUCUUCUCCACCAGCUUGGCCAUCCUGGUGCGCAGUAAGGACACGGCCGCGCCCAUCGGAGCCUUCAUGUGGCCGUUACACUGGUCCAUGUGGGUCGGGAUCUUCAUCACGCUCCACAUCACCGCACUUUUCCUCACACUCUACGAGUGGAAGAGUCCGUUUGGAAUGACGCCGCAUGGACGAAACCGGGUCCGAGUCUUUUCCUAUUCUUCUGCGCUCAACCUGUGUUACGCCGUGCUGUUCGGACGAACUGUCGCGAGCAAGACGCCAAAAUGCUGGACCGGACGAUUCCUCAUGAACCUCUGGGCCAUUUUCUGCCUGCUGGUGCUCUCCAGCUACACCGCGAACCUAGCAGCUGUGAUGGUGGGCGAGAAAAUAUUCGAGGAGGUUUCGGGAAUUCACGACGCCAAGCUCCAGCAUCCGUCUCUGGGGUUCCGCUUUGGUACGGUCCACGAGAGCAGCGCUGAAGACUACAUGAAGAAGAGUUUUCCUGAAGUGCACGAGUACAUGAGACACUUCAACCAGCCCACCACACCACAGGGGGUCGCUACACUCAAGACAGAUCCUCCUCAACUCGACGCUUUCAUCAUGGAUAAAGCUCUGCUCGACUACGAGGUCUCCAUUGAUGCUGAGUGUAAGCUGCUGACGGUGGGAAAACCGUUCGCUAUCGAAGGUUAUGGUAUUGGAUUACCCCAGCAUUCCCCGCUGACCCGGAACUUUUCGGAGGUCGUGAACGGUUAUAAGUCGGACGGUUUUAUGGAUCUGCUGCAUGAUAAAUGGUAUCGGGCCACUCCCUGCGGAAAACGAAGCUUCGCCGUCACCGAGACUCUGCAGAUGGGUAUCCAGCACUUCUCCGGACUCUUUGUGUUGUUGUGUGUUGGUGUUGUGUGUUCAUUACUCACACUGCUGAGUGAACACACCUUCUACAGCUUCAUCUUACCGCACCUGCACAACCAACACAGACUGAAGUACUGGCUCCACACCAGCCAGAAGAUCCACCGAGCUUUAAACACGGUGUGUGAUGAGAAGAAGACGGAAACCGUGAACAAAAACACAAACAUUCCCUUGUGUCUGUCAGAAGGCUGUCAGCUCCACUGUCUGCCCUCCGCUGAUCCCUCCAUCUCCUCCUCCACCUACAACAGGUGGAACAACGGAAGCCCUGAAGCUACGAGCAGCGAACUCAAAGAUGCGAAUCACAAGCGUGUCCACUUCGACCUGGGGUCAGAGCGAGGCAUUAAGAGCCCUGACGCUUUCACGGAAGGUCCAGACGUGGGCAUCAAGCGCUCAGAUGAGGCCAUGUGUGACCUGCUGGUGCCGGAUCUGGGCACUAGGAGAUUGGAUGGGGGCAUUAAGAAGCUGUUGAGGUCACAGCGGGGUAUUAGGGGGUUAGUGGGCAGCCCUCCUUCUCAGCUGUGUGCCAACGGAGAUGCAGCGUCAGGACUCAGCCUGGUUCUCCUGCCCCCUGCCUGCCCCGCCUCAUCUCGCUCCUCUCUGUGGGAAGGGGAGCUUCAGGAGAUCGAGGGCAAAAUCGAAGAAUUCCGGGGGAACCUGCGGGCGGCGCUGGCACGGAGAGCCGAGCUCCAGAGGAACCUGGAGAAAGAGAGAGAGAGACAGAGACAGACGGAGAGAGACAGCAGCUGUCUCUCCAUCAGCACAGACACGAACAGGAGGAGGUGAUGAGUGAGACAGGAGGGACGAACGAGUGCCGUCUCUCUUCCUCCC